Molecule: messenger RNA, 1540 nt
Organism: Boeremia exigua
Lineage: Eukaryota; Fungi; Ascomycota; Dothideomycetes; Pleosporales; Didymellaceae
Product: Protoglobin-domain-containing protein
Exons: 2
Coding region: 438-1361 (307 amino acids)
Molecular function (GO): oxygen binding; heme binding
Source: RefSeq, a predicted model, not a curated record
GCUCUUGCGCCAGGUGGCACGACGCACGUACGGGUCGCACAAACCGUAGUACCGCUGCAUAUCGCACUUUGCAAGUGUUUGAGGACGACCAUACCCAGAUGUAAAUCUAUCAACGCGGCAUUUCGAUUUCUGGUGAUCGAAAUUGAGCUGAUGAGCCCUGCUGUUUCUUUCUCACACCGUGGCGUGACCAAUGAUCGAACCACCGUAUCGUAAGACACCACACCACUUGAACAUGCGGCAAUGUCCCCACGCAACAUGGAUAUCUCGUCCAAAGAAGAUAGUGUGUAUUAUAAAGAUACUGAGCUUGACUGGCCGAAAAGACUGCAUACAAUUCUAUCGACGCCGUUUCCAUUCUCACAAACGUGCAACAACUUUAUACAACGAAACGCGGAGCGAUUAUACCAAGCUCCCACUUGCAUCAACGCCAAUUACCCAAUAUGGCUCCCUUAGAGCGCCGACCAAUGCAGCACAUUGACCGCCGGGACUUGUACACCAAUCUGGAAACGCGAGUGCAAUAUUUGCAAUCAUUCCUCGACUUCAGCUCACGCGACAUUGAGAACCUUACAACUGGAGCCAAAUACAUUAGAGCACUCAUACCGGCUGUAGUCAACAUUGUCUACAAGAAGCUGUUGCAAUAUGACAUUACCGCACGAGCAUUUGAGACACGAUCGACAUCAUAUGAGGGACCUGUCGACCUCAAUCUCAGUGAAAACUCGCCUCAGAUUAUGCACCGCAAACUAUUCCUCCGAGGGUAUCUCAACAAGUUGUGCAGCGAUCCUUCGAAGAUGGAGUUUUGGGAGUACCUUGACAAGGUCGGUAUGAUGCACGUAGGACAAGGACGCGCCCAUCCAUUGCACGUGGAAUAUGUGCACAUCGGUGCCACACUAUCGUUUGUUCAAGAUAUCUUGACUGAGGCCAUCCUAUCACAUCCCAAGAUGAGGAUGGAACGCAAAAUUGGGCUGGUCAAGGCACUUUCCAAGGUCAUCUGGAUCCAGAACGACCUGUUCGCAAAAUGGUACGUCCGCGAUGGCGAUGAGUUCACCCACGAUGCGCUUGUUCCAGAGAUCGAGCCAGAAGGGUACCUGCACGGAAAGAAGAUUUUGCACGACGGAAGUGAGAGCGAGAGCGAAAUUGAAGAUGCGGCCAUGGCAGCUGGAUCAUGUCCGUUCAAAGAUCUGGCAACAUCACCACGCGGCAGCGGCUCUUUGCGGCAGAGCAUGGCAAGGGCGAGCUUGGACGAGUCCCCACAGAAAGAUGGCGCUGGUUCGCCGGAAGCCGAAAACAUCCGACCUGCUCCAGCAUCACCAAACGGGGGGAUAUGUCCUAUGAGUGGGAUACCGCAAGCGGUGAGCGACGCAUAGGCGUCCGGUGAACGGCAUUUGCUCAAUGAAGAGUGGAGAAUGCAGAUGGCAUAAUUAUCUGUUUCUAGGCCAGGCUUUCUGGGGGAGCAUGUAAACCUUUUCCGUUCCUCACGCAUUUGCCAGGAUCCUGGUCUUCAAGGUGCUCAUCGUCAUGAUCGCCCGCGAUCGCGGCCGUGCAA